GAAAAAGGUAAGCACACCCAGGCUGCUAACCAGGCAGGGUGGUUGCCCACACUGGCCCACCGUGAGAAAAAUAUAAGUCACCUUGAGUCGACAGCUUUUGGUGUACAGGGAGGGUUUGUUGGAGGUAGGACCCCUACUGCAGGAUCCAGUCACAAAGGUGGAAGCAAAAAUUCCCAGGCACCUGAUCCAGCUUCAACUGCCAUGGCUGUUACUCAGAAUUGGCAUUCCAUAUUUCCAAUCGAGAAUGAGAACUUAAUUUAUGGACGUUGGGAAGAUGACAUCAUCUGGGAUCCAGAGAUUUGUUCUUAA
This is a messenger RNA of Anneissia japonica, 309 nucleotides long. Its product is annotated as transcription initiation factor TFIID subunit 1-like. The record is from RefSeq and is a predicted model, not a curated record. Lineage: Eukaryota; Metazoa; Echinodermata; Crinoidea; Comatulida; Comatulidae. The transcript is spliced from 3 exons. The annotation marks the transcript as partial.